CCCACUUUGCUUGAUUUAUGAUGAUAUUGUUCGGCUUAGUAAAUCUUUUCAUGUGUUUAGCUUGUCUCAUGUACAUAGAGCAGGUACUACGGUGGCCCAUCUCGUAGCUAGGUGGGAUUUUCGUAAUUGUGCUGAAUUAGUUUGUAUGAGCAACUUUCCGCAAUGCAUUAUAACCUUAGCGGACCUUGUGAUUUAAUAUAAUCCUCCUAAUGUUUUCCCUAAAAAAAAAUAAAAAAAAAGUACAUAUUCAUGUAGGGAGUACUGGUUUCUAACAACUCCCCAAAUAAACCCAGAAUCCCUCGUCAUUUUGAGAGUUUUCCCACUCCGGUUGCUUAUUCUCUCUCAUCUGUUCUCCAACCGCUACGAUAAGCUUCAAUUUGGUGAAACUCAGCAAUGUUUAAGAAUACUUUCCAAUCGGGAUUUCUAUCCAUUUUAUACAGCCUUGGGAGCAAGCCUUUGCAAAUAUGGGAUAAAGAAGUUUCUAAUGGCCAUAUCAAGCGUCCGAAGGAUGAUGAUAUUCAGUCAAAUGUCCUUGAGAUCGUGGGAUCAAACAUACAGUCGACAUAUAUUACAUGUCCUGUAGAUCCAGCUGCAACACUUGGUAUAAAAUUGCCAUUCUUAGUUAUCAUUGUGAAGAAUUUAAAGAAAUACUUCACCUUCGAGAUUCAAAUCCUUGAUGAUAAGAACGUGAGGCGUCGGUUUCGUGCUUCAAAUUAUCAAUCACUGACUCGAGUGAAGCCUUACAUAUGCACCAUGCCUCUGAAGUUGGAUGAAGGAUGGAAUCAAAUCCAGUUAAAUCUUGCUGAUUUUACCAAACGAGCAUAUGGAACCAACUAUGUAGAGACACUGCGGGUUCAAGUCCAUGCAAACUGUCGCCUGAGGCGGAUUUAUUUCUCGGACCGCCUUUAUUCAGAAGAAGAACUUCCUCCAGAGUUCAAGCUGUAUCUCCCCAUGCAGAAAUCAUAAAUGGGUGAGGAGCUGAAGCGCUAUGCCUUUGACCGGCCUGGAUGUUGAUAGAUUUACAAAAUUUAGUCUCCUACCCCAUGUAAAAGCCGUAAUAGUUGUUUAAUCCUUGUUUAGCUGGGUAGACUUUGCAGAAAAUUACCAUCAUAAGUAGACUUUGUUCUUACUAUGUUUGAUUAUAUGAUAUACUUCUGUCCUCCAAAUUUUUACUGUAUCAUCUCAUAUUCUGUAUGAUUAAAACGCCUUACUUUUAAUUACAUUUACCUUUUUGUCAAC
Chenopodium quinoa (quinoa) is the source of this 1239-nucleotide messenger RNA. RefSeq names its product cilia- and flagella-associated protein 20-like. NCBI's taxonomy places the organism in Eukaryota, Viridiplantae, Streptophyta, Magnoliopsida, Caryophyllales, Amaranthaceae. Bases 394 to 966 code for a protein of 190 amino acids. The transcript has 6 exons. The record is from RefSeq and is a predicted model, not a curated record.